Notothenia coriiceps (black rockcod) is the source of this 1241-nucleotide messenger RNA. RefSeq names its product phosphatase and actin regulator 3-like. The record is from RefSeq and is a predicted model, not a curated record. Gene Ontology annotation, molecular function: actin binding. The coding region runs from base 363 to 749 and encodes 128 amino acids. The transcript is spliced from 5 exons. Gene Ontology annotation, biological process: actin cytoskeleton organization. Lineage: Eukaryota; Metazoa; Chordata; Actinopteri; Perciformes; Nototheniidae.
CGCGCCACUCACCGCUCCUCUCGCUCAGCGCAGCACUCUCCACCCGGACUACAUCACACACUCCUCUCAUCUAAACUCCACAUCCGAGGGAAACUCUUCCUCUGUUCUUCACCAAACUGGCUCUGUCUGCGGCGCGAUAUUAAACGCGCAACCGGACUUUUAUUUCCCGAUGUGGAGCUUUAAAUGUCAUUAUAGCAGAACUAGUUUGGACUCCAGGUGGGACGCGGCGUUUGCGCUUUGGAUGCGCGGGAUUUGGUGCUCUGGACAGCGGGUUAAGUUCCCGAAGUGCUUUUAGUAUUAGUCGGGGAAAGGACUUUGUGCCGAGGAGGGGGUGUUGGAAAGAGGAGGUCCAGGAGGGAGAGAUGGUCCAGAACGUAAUUCUGGUGUUCUUCCGCAGGCGACUGAGCCAGAGGCCGGCCGUGGAGGAGCUGGAGAGCCGGAACAUCUUAAAACAAAGAAAUGACCAGACAGAGCAGGAGGAGAGGAGAGAAAUCAAACAGCGGCUCAACAGAAAGCUGAACCAGAGACCCACAGUAGACGAGCUGCGGGACAGGAAGAUCCUGAUCCGAUUCAGCGACUAUGUGGAAGUGGCAAAAGCUCAGGACUACGACAGGCGGGCCGACAAACCCUGGACCCGCCUGUCCGCCUCUGACAAGGCGGCGAUACGAAAGGAGCUGAACGAGUUCAAAAGUACGGAGAUGGAAGUCCACACCUCGAGCAAGCAUCUGACGAGAUUUCACCGGCCAUAGCAAGGUUUCUUCUGUGAAGAGUUGCUGAUGUGUGGUUCUGUCAGGGGAGAUGCAGUCUUCCAGCGCCCGGCCCGCAGUUAGUGGGCGAUCCUGGGAUUCGCUUCCAGCCAACUUUGGAGGCUAUGUCUCUAGAAACGGAGCUGCCGGUACACGGGGAUUUCUGCUCAGAAUACAAAACCUCCUGAACCCGUCCUCCAUGUUGUCAGAGGAGCGAGGCGUUCGACAAGCAGAGACUUCUUUUUGUAAACUUUUGAAAGACGUUCUUUUUGAUGCCACACGAAGGGGGGGGAUGUGCAUGUGACAGUCGACUCCCAGUCCCGCUCCAGUUUCAGUAGUCACACCCGAGGGAUGUGUGUGAGUCCCACUGAUUCAGAUGGUGAUGCGUUUCAUAUCAACGGUGUAAACAGAAACCUUGUCUGUGUGAAGGACAGAAUUCCCUUUGUAAGCACUAUUUAUUGUCUGCACAAUACAGGUUUUCAAUUUCUAACAAAC